GCCUAGCCUCCGGUAAUUAACCGUCUAAGAUUAGACGCAGAAAGCUUGCUUACACUUCGAGGCACCUCAUGAUAGUUGACGCGUACCAGAUGGCGUCACAGCGGGGGCCCCCACGCCAGACUGCGAUUCGCUUCGAAACUCGUAGUAUGGAACCGACCACUUCUAUUCGAUAUCGCUGCUCAGCGUGACCACCGGGGGACCGGUCUUAGGCCCACAGAAGCCGCGUCGACAAACACGAAGGUGUGGGUUCUCUCGUAACGUAGCUGUAACUGCGUAGAUAUGAAUAUCGGGAUCUGCUAGGUCCACAAGUCAACGAAGAGCUGUGCAUAGUAUAUUAGUAUAUGGUGGAUGUGACUGGCCGAUCACUUAAGUUUCUGAUACAUCGGCCCUUCAGAAAGGUCCGUUUACUUAAUCGCUCCCUCGUGUCUACUCCAAAAACCAACUGGUCACAACUCAUACACUUUGGAUUCUAUUUCUUCCAAAGCGAGGCCGUCAUGUAUUCCUUGUCGAUUCUAGUUGGCGCUCUAGGGUUGCUUCUCAAUUUAGUGGUCGCUAUCGAUGUAGACUGGACAAGUGAUUCUUCUAUCAAGUCGGCCGCUAGUACGAUUGCUUAUGGCCUCGUCAAAUAUUAUACAGGAAAUAAUACGGGCGAUGUCCCUGGAAACUUACCUGAUCCCUACUAUUGGUGGGAGGCGGGCGCUAUGUUUGGAGCGCUGAUAGACUAUGCAGCUUUCACGGGCGACGAGACGUAUAACGACAUCACAUUCCAGGCUCUCCAGCAUCAGGUAGGAGAUGACGCAGACUUCAUGCCUUCGAACCAGACGAAAUCCGAGGGCAACGACGAUCAAGGGUUUUGGGCCAUGGCAGCAAUGACGGCCGCCGAGAUGAACUUCACAAACCCAGAUCCGGACCAGCCGCAGUGGCUAGCAUUAGUCCAGGCCGUAUACAACGAAUACGUCAGUCGGUGGGAGACCACCACGUGCGGUGGCGGAAUGCGGUGGCAAAUAUACACGUUCAACAACGGCUACAACUACAAGAACUCCGUUUCCAACGGGUGCUUCUUCAACAUCGCUGCGCGCCUGGCUAAAUACACCGGCAACGAGACUUACGCCUCGUGGGCGAGUAAGAUUUUCGAAUGGGAGCAAUCGGUGGGUUUCAUCAACGAUAACUACAACGUGCUAGACGGCGCCGGGAACGCAGGCGACGACAACUGCACGGAGAUCAACGCGGCCCAAUUUACUUACAACGCGGGAUUAUAUCUAUACGGUACCGCUGCCAUGUAUAACCACACCAACGGCACCGAGCCGUGGAAGACACGCCUAGAGGGACAAGUCAAGUCCGUGGCGAGUAUAUUUUUCGAGGACGGAAUUAUGUGGGAGCCCAGCUGCGAGAAGACGUCCGCGAAGUGCAAUACGGACCAGCAGGCUUUCAAAGGACACCUAAGCCGCUGGAUGGCUCUAACCACGAUCAUCGCCCCUUUCACGUCGGACACGAUCACGCCCCUGCUCAACUCGUCGGCCCAAGCCGCCGCCAAGCAAUGCUCCGGAACAUCGACGGAUUACAAGGGACCGGCGGGGACGGCGUGCGGGUUCAGCUGGCUGCAAGAAGACACCUUCGACGGUAUCACCGGGGUCGGCGAGCAGAUGAAUGCGCUGCAGGCGGUCAUGGCGCCUCUGGCCCCCCUCGCGCAAGCGCCUUACACGUCGGCGACCGGAGGCUCGUCCCAGGGCAAUGUGAAUGCCGGCAGCUCCGAUUCCGACAAGAUCGCGCAGCCGAGGGCCAUUACGGCCGCGGAUAGGGCCGGAGCGGGAAUACUGACGACCCUUGCUCUUGGUGGGUUGUUAAGUGGUAUGUGGUUUGUGAUAAUGGACGAGAAGUAAAUAUUAUUAUGACGGAACUUUUUAUGUUUAUUUAAACGGGAGAAGGCGUUCGGAGUCUUGGAUUGGGAUCACGGUAUACCUAUUAGAUUUAUGCCCAGCAGUUUUCGGCCGUGAUGAUAUUUUCUGGUGGAUCUACACGAAUGGGUUCACGAUAUAUCCUCGUAUAUUCAGGCCACUUUUUCUAUCACAUUGGAUACCUAAGGC
Messenger RNA from Daldinia vernicosa, 2084 nucleotides. Its product is annotated as glycoside hydrolase family 76 protein. The transcript is spliced from 6 exons. Bases 342 to 1880 code for a protein of 512 amino acids. The record is from RefSeq and is a predicted model, not a curated record. Gene Ontology annotation, molecular function: mannan endo-1,6-alpha-mannosidase activity. NCBI's taxonomy places the organism in Eukaryota, Fungi, Ascomycota, Sordariomycetes, Xylariales, Hypoxylaceae. Gene Ontology annotation, biological process: fungal-type cell wall biogenesis; carbohydrate catabolic process.